Prorocentrum cordatum is the source of this 1314-nucleotide messenger RNA. Lineage: Eukaryota; Dinophyceae; Prorocentrales; Prorocentraceae. The record is from the annotation of a GenBank genome assembly.
GCCUGCCCGCGCGCCUGCCCGCGCGCCUGCCCGCGCGCCUGCCCGCGCGCCUGCCCGCGAGCCUGCCCGCGGCAUCCCCUCCGAGGGGCGGCAGGCAUGGACGCGGCGCCGGAGAGGCAGCGCGCGGCGCCCGCCCUGUCUCCAGCCAUGAUCGCCAUCAUGGAGGGCCAGGUGGAAGAGAUGCGGCAGUCCCUGAUGCGCUUUAAGGUAUGUGCCUCCGAUGCCGCGCAGCCAGCCGCCCUGCAGGACACCUCGGCGUCCGCCGCCGCGCUGGCCGCUGGCGGCGCCGCGGCGGCGCUUCCGCCGCACGCGGACGUCCUGGUGUUCGGGCCCAGCGGCAGCGGGAAGAGUAGCCUCAUCCGCACUUUCUACAUGGCGCUCCACCAGACCAGGGCCGUCCCGGCGGACUUUGCGGACAGGAUAAUCGUCAAGGAUACCGCGAUGAACGAGGGCACCCUGAAGUACGUGUCCGCAAUCAUCCCCGCGAAGCUGGACCACAGGGGCGCCACGAUCUCCUCCGCCAUCAUGUGCCACGACACCAGAGGGCACAUCUGGAUGGACGAGCGCGAGCAAAAGCAGCUCGGCAUCAUUUUGGAUGGCGCCGUCAAGGACGACUCCCUUGUCCAGCAGCGGAACUACAGAUACGCCCGCCUGCUCUACGAGUUCUGGCGCAAGGACGUGGACCUCUUUCCCGCCGAGAUCCUCGUCCGCAGGGGGAACACUCUGGCCACGAAGCCCCACGCGGUGAUAUUCGUCUUCGACGGGUCCAUGGAGGAGAUCCCGGACGGCGAGGAGGAGACCCGCUUCUACCGCGAGAUCAUCCAGAUGCUGCGGGCGAAGGGCUACCUGUACCCGCAGGUUGUCCUCACGCGGAUCGAUCGCGUCGAGGAGAACCUCGUGCAGGCCGCGUCGCACGGGGACGCGGGCGAGGACGCCGCGGACCCGGAGCUGCGGCUGCGCCAGGUCCUCGACAGGAAGAUCGAGGACGUGGUCGUCAAGCUCGGGGUGCCCCGGGGCUCCGUGCACUUCAUAGAGAAUUAUUCAAGACGGGGGACGUGGACGGAAGCGGAAGGAACGUCUCCGUGGACUUCCACGCCCUCAAGAUCCUGUCGCAGUGCUGCUGCCACGCGGACACCUUCGUCGCGCAGCAGACGCGCGGCGCGGCGGCCAGGCCGUCCCAGUGUUCUGUGCAGUGAGCCGAGCGGCGCGCGGCGUCGCCUUGGCGGCGCGGCGGGGCGCGCGGGGGCGAGCUCAUCCCCAGCGGCUCUUGCACACUCGCGCUCAGCCCUCCCCCCUCCUGACCACUCGCUCCCU